Messenger RNA from Labeo rohita (rohu), 2673 nucleotides. RefSeq names its product fin bud initiation factor b (gene fibinb). Bases 298 to 921 code for a protein of 207 amino acids. The transcript has a single exon. The record is from RefSeq and is a predicted model, not a curated record. Lineage: Eukaryota; Metazoa; Chordata; Actinopteri; Cypriniformes; Cyprinidae.
UUAUUAUCUAAACCUAGCACAGAGUCCGAACGGCCCAGAUGUUGAAACACACACAAGGACAGACACGGCGAUGUGGCUCACGCCUGCUGAUUUAGACAAAAAACAGGCAGGAAAGCGGACAGGAAAGUUGCAAUCUCAAACUGAGGACGAUUCUGUGUGAUUUAGCCGUUUCGUGUCGGGAUUGCUCGGCAUUUCAUGCUCUGGACAUGCGUGGGGCUGGAGUAAGGGGGCUUGUCUAAAGUUUGAACAGCAGAGCUGAAGGUACUACAGACUGUGUGAUAAGGCAGAGUGGGCAGGAUGGCUUCCCCUCUGUUCCUACUGAUAGCCUGUCUGGUCCCAAUGCGUGUCGGAGGGGCUUUAUUUUCGGGACCUCUGUACCCGGAGAUGUCCAAUGGCACUUUUCAUCAUUAUUUCGUGCCGGACGGCUACUACGAAGAAAAUGACGACCCCGAGAAAUGUCAGAUGCUGUUCAAAAUGACCGACAAUCGCAAAUGCACCCUGGACGAGGACCAGGACUCGGUGAUCCGGGACGAUUUUAUCAUCAUCAAGCGGCACAUCGAGGACGCGGCGCGGGUGCUCGAGGGCAUCGGGAAGAGCAUCUCCUUCGACCUGGACGGAGAGGACAGCUAUGGGAAAUACCUGAGACGGGAGACGACCCAGAUCAGCGAGGCGUUUUCGAACUCCGAGAAGUCUCUUCUGGAACUGGAGGUGAAAUUCAAACAGAGCCAGGAAAACGAGCUGAAAGAGGAGCACAAAAUCAACGACGACUUCCUCGACAUGAUCGUGCAUACGCGCGACGUCUUAAAAGAGACACUGGACAUCUCGCUGGGACUGAAGGACAAGCACGAGUUGCUGUCACUCAUCAUUCGGAGUCACGGGACCCGGUUAAGCCGCCUGAAGAACGAGUAUAUGAAGGUGUAGAAGACUGUUGUCUGUUUUCAGUAAGCAGGCAAAUCUCACUCUGUCUUUACGGCGAGGCAUUUACCAUUAAUUCCUUCAAAUUAAGUAGCAUUUUACUUGUACUUGUUUUUAGCUAAUUCCACCCACUGUUAUUUAUUAGUCAUAUUUGCCUAAAGUUUCUAGUAACUAUUCCUGUUGUCCUGAUUUAAUAGCUUGCACGUGUUUAUUCAGUACAGAUUUCAUUUCUGUGAGACAUCUGUGUCGAUCCUAGUUGUUGCUAGUAAUAUAUACUCUCACUAGUUACAGAACACACACUGGUCUAAUAAAUAGGUAGUUUGUAUGUAGGCUACUCAAUUAGUACUAUGAAUAGUAUAGUGAAUAGUUACUAAUAAAAUUGGACAAUACCAGCAAAAAUUUGAACACAUACUAGUCAGAAGUGAAUAGUUAAUGAACCUUGGAUCCUUAUAGAACUCACUGAAAAAAUGAGGAAAAUAUUUGGAAUCGUCAUAGUGAAUAGCAGAAAAUAAAUAAUAUUGGAUGUGAAAUAUAUUAAUCGCUACCAAAUUGGAUUUUCUACCAAAACGAAGUACUAGUAUAACAACAGUACACUCUUAAAAAUAAUGGUUCUUUAUUGGCAUCGAUGGUUCCAUGAAGAACCUUGAACAUCUAUGGAACCUUUCAAAUGCAGAAAAGGUUCUUUAUAGUGGAAAAGCUUCUUUAGAUUUUUUUUUGAAAUUCUUCAAAAUGGUUCUUUUAAGAACUGUUCACUGAAAGGUUCUUUGGGGAACCAAAAAUGGUUCUUCUGUGGUAUCACUGCAAAAAUAACCCUUUGGAGCCUUUGUUUUUAAGAGUGUUUACUACUUAUUUUGAAGGAAUAAAUGUUCUUUCUCUGUAGCUACUUGGCAAAAGUGACGCAGCUAUUUUGUGCAAUAAAUGAAAGCCAGUAUUCACUUAAUAGCAGCAGGCAUACAUGAUGGACAGCCAUUAAAUGUUUUAAACUUGGCAAUAUUACUGCCAUCGAGUUGUAGUCAUUAAUGACAUUUGCAGCUUAUGAUAAUACGACUGGAAUUUCAGUCUAACCAAUAUAGAGGCUUUACCUCUCAGAGGAGACAUACAAAACACUGAGUUAGAGUCAGCGUUGAGUUGCUCACUGUUUUCUCAGAUAUGAUGUAGGGUGUAUUUGUGGAAACUUUUGUUCAUUUGCAUUGGCAUUACUUGAAUGUUUCAGAGAAAAUUCAUGUUGGUUAAACAAAAAGAAUAUAGUUUUCAUUGUACAAAUGUUAGCUGUCAUAUUCAUAUUUAGGUUAUAUAAGAGCAUGUACUUGGAACAGUUUUUAAGCAUUCAGUCUGACAGUCCUCCUAAAGAUGAUGGCAUGAACAUAUUAAAAACAUCAAUUUUAUUAUUAUUGCUUUCUGUGAUACACUUGGAGGAAUGAAAACACAUUUGCUCUACUUUGUACAUGUAAUUAUGUUUUGUGUGCCCUAAGAAAUCUAUAUAUUUUAUAAUGAGCUUUUAAAAUAUUAAACUGUGAGUGUUUAUAUUUAUGAAAAAGCGUAACUGUAUUCAUUUUAUGAAACUGUACGUGUUGCAUUAAGUACUCUUGUAAUCCUCUGAGAAGUAAUGGGAAAAGGACCAUCUGGGAUGACAUAUUCCAGACAAACCAAGAUGACUGCGGGCAGGAUUAUUGGACUUGAAGCGUUCUACCAUGUGUAGUUCCAUUCCUGAGAUAUAUGUUGUGUAUAUUCCUUUUUGUAAUAAAAUCUUCAAGAUAG